AAUGAUCACACUAGGAACUUAUUCAUUUAUUUAUGUUAGAUAUAUGAUCUAAAGUUAAUAUACUUUCUCUGGAAAAGUUUCUUAGGUUUGUCUUCAUAAGAAAAGGGAUACAUAUUUCAAAAAGGCGCGAAAGUUUCAGCAUAUAAAGCAAACAGAAUGAUAGAAAAUAACAUAUCUAGUGAAAGUGAUGAAGGAGAAAUAAAAUCAGAUUUUGAAGCGGAUUUCCAAGAAGAACUACAUAAUUUCCCCCACAUUUUAAGAUUUAUUCAAAGAAUGUGCGAUCACAUUAAAAAACAAAACAAAAAGAUUGCCAAAUUACGAAAUAAACUCAAUGAACAUAAAAGUAAAAAAUUAAUGGAAAAGAAAACCUUAAUUGACUAUGGAACUCAAACGAAUCCAUUAGAAUAUGAAAAAGAAUCAUGUCAGGAUUGGAAUAUUAAUAAUGAUAAAACAUCAACUAGUAUUAUACAACAAGUUAAAGAAGUAGCUGAGUCUGCUUUGUUACAAACUGGUUUUGUCUAUGAAGAAACUUCUGGUUUAUAUUAUGAUUACAACAGUGGAUAUUAUUAUGAUGCAAAACAAGGUUUAUAUUAUGAUGGUAAUACAGGUACAUAUUACUAUUAUGAUGAAAUUAGUGGAACAUAUCAAUUCCAUAGUCAAGCACAAGUAACUGUGAAUGAAGCAGCUGCACAUGUGAAAAGCAAGAAGGAGCAGAAAACUAGAAAGACAACCAAGGAUGAGGGGAAGAAACGCAAACUUGCGGAAAGAGAAGAACGGUCGGAAGAUGAACUUGAGGAGGGUGAAUGUUCAAGCAAUGAUAGUGACAGCAAUUCUAAUGAUAUUACUCCAGAAUUAUGUACUAGUAGUGACAGUGACCAUGAGGAAGAUCAAGAUUUAGCAAAAAUCUAUCCCCCAUGCAUGAGAAUCAUAGUUAAGGAAACCAAUUUAUCAAAAUUAAAAAUUGGGAGUCUCUUUUUUGUUGCAUAUACUGGUGGUUCAAUUGGUCGUGAAGGUGAUCAUUCUGUAGUAAUACCAGAUAUAAAUAUAAGUAAACAUCAUGCUCGCAUUUUAUAUAAUGAAGAUAAAAAAAUAUACGAAGUCAUUGAUUUAGGAUCAAGAAAUGGCACGUUCUUGAAUGGUAAAAGAUUGUCUGUGGCUAAGCAAGAAUCUGAACCUCAUGAAGUUUCACAUGGUUCGAUUAUACAAGUUAGUACUACGAAAUUGUUGUGUCACAUUCAUAAUGGAAAUGAAACUUGUGGCCACUGUGAGCCAGGACUUGUUCAGCAAAGCAUUAAUGCAGAAGAGAACAAAGCUUCUAAGAAAGACCAACACAAACAAGAAUUGAGACGGCUGAAGCAUAAGUUUGGCGUAGAAAAAGAUAAUGUCGCAAGUGCUAGUCAAUUAGCAUUGGGGUACCAAGACAGAGCGCAAAAUCGAAGACAGUGCAUCGGUUCUUUGAAUCAUCAUGCUAAAACACAACAAAGUUCAAUGGAUACAUCUAUAGCAAAAGACAACAGGGGAUUUAAACUGCUAUCAAAAAUGGGCUGGUCUGAGGGACAAUCCUUAGGGAAGGAAAGAGAUGGACCAACUGAACCGGUACCUUUGACGAAUAAUCCGAGCAAAACCGGUCUCGGCGCAACCAGCGAAUUUCCUACAAUCGAGCUAGAUUCUACGACGGAAAAGAAGCAGGCGUUAUGGCGAAAGACCCAGCAACGUUACAAAGAAAUAACCGACCAUGCGAAAUAAUUGCACCGUGAACGUUUGUCGGGAAAAACGCUUGAUUUGCAUUGCACGCGCUUUUUCAUCGUCUGUCACGGUAAGCGAAGACAAUUACGUUCGACCGUAAAAAUUCUCAUCAUCGUUAUGUGAAAUACGGAAUUUUGAAAAAUUCUAACGCUCAUUGCUAGAUGAUUUUUGAAUCGUAUAUGCAUAGAAAGUAAAUUUGGCGGAUCGAGUGCAAAAUAGAAAUAAAAGUGUAAAGUAUAAAUAAGAAUAUGCCAAGUUUUUAAUGUUAUAUAUGAAUUUCUCAUUAUCGUCUUAUAAUUUUUCUCUAGUAUGAAUUACAAAUAUUUUUGUAAUAAAGGGUAUUUCUCCCAAUAUGUUUGCGUGUGUUAUGAGUUAGUGGUUAUUGAAAUAUUAUUAAAAAUUGUCAUGUUCCUGUUAGAAUAUGAGAAAAUGAUCUCAAUUUAAGGAUUAAUAUAUAUAAUAAGAGUUAUAAAUUGUAUUGGUUUUUUUAUUUAUUGAUAUCCGCUCCGUGAUUAUUAUAUUUUUAUAAUUAGAUGACAUAUUGGAAAUUUAUUAUUUCAUAUUUUCUAAUCCUCUGUCCUAAUUUACUUUUUCAUGAUACUCCUUAUUCUUCUCUUUUUGUAACAAAUAAGAUAGCUACAUGUAUCUUAUAUUCCCGUAUCUGAAUCCACCCUUUUUCUUUUCACAAACAAUAGUCUUCUAUCAAUACGUAUUAUGCAAUCAUCACUUGAGUUUUAUUACAUUGAAAUAGGAAAUCUCAAUCUUGAAACUUUUUAUAGACCUUCUUUAGUACUAAUUGUCUUCUAUGUACGUUUUCAGAUUGGUUCCAAAUUUUGCCAAAAUAAUCAGGAUAAUCGUAUCUCGUUACAACGAUAAGAAAAUUCCAAACAGUUUCGUAUACGAUACAUAAUAUAUCUAUUCUAAAAAAUUUCUAUGCUAAGCAUCCGAAUACUUUCGUAAGCAACUGUAUGAACAAUUUUAACAAUUCAAAGCUUCCGUCAAUCACACAACGAUUCUAUUUUUUACCAUCAUUAAGCUGUUAAUAUCACCAUGAAAAGUAAUGAGGGAAACGAUGGGGAACAGAGGAAAUAAUUGCAUCUCGGAUCGAAAACACGUACGGAUUCGUUGCAAUUGAAGCAAAGAGAGUCUUAGACCGUUCAUUUCAUCCAAGACACGGUUCGUUUCUCUGGACACUCCGGUGCACCGGCGAUAUUUAUAAAGCAAACUUCACGGUGCAAAGACCUCGGCGCAAGUGUACCGAGCCGAGCCGUAAGUUUAGGCCAAGCCCUUAACUCCUUCGGCACAUCGUGCGGUUUUCAUAAUAAACUACUUCCAGCGACGCUCGAUCUCCAUUAUUUUUACGGCGCGCCUCGUGGCCACGACGUUUGUCACGAUUUCCAGGCGGUUCGCGACCGGAACCACGACGCUUGCAACUCCGUUUUCUGAUCGGUCUAUUAAAAUUUCUGCAUGAUUUAAACGCGUUCCCUACACGUGUUUCUAACAGUUUUUUUUUGUUACGAGUUUUGCCACACGACACUUAUUUCUUCGAUAUAUUUGAAUUAAUAUAUUCACGAUCAAUUUCACAAAUAGUCGUGUACAUGU
Messenger RNA from Bombus pyrosoma, 3348 nucleotides. Its product is annotated as angiogenic factor with G patch and FHA domains 1. Gene Ontology annotation, molecular function: nucleic acid binding; protein binding. The transcript is spliced from 9 exons. Lineage: Eukaryota; Metazoa; Arthropoda; Insecta; Hymenoptera; Apidae. The record is from RefSeq and is a predicted model, not a curated record. Bases 157 to 1746 code for a protein of 529 amino acids.